Molecule: messenger RNA, 1049 nt
Organism: Jatropha curcas
Lineage: Eukaryota; Viridiplantae; Streptophyta; Magnoliopsida; Malpighiales; Euphorbiaceae
Source: RefSeq, a predicted model, not a curated record
UAUAUAUAUAUAUAUAUAUAUAUUCAACCACCAAGAAGAGAUCAAGUAAGACUCUUGGAUUUUGUGGGAAAAGAUAACAGAACUCAAAAACAAAAAGCUCGAGAGAGAGAUGAGGCCAAAUUGGGAGCUGAAGAAUUGCUGCAACCAUGAACAAGUAGUGUUUCUCGUCACUGUCUCUGUCUGCACUGUUGUCAUUCUUGCGUUAUGGAGAACAGUACUGCUGACACCAUUCAAGCUUGUGACCGUGUUCCUUCAUGAAGCAAGCCAUGCCAUUGCCUGUAAAUUAACUUGUGGACAUGUGGAAGGGAUUCAGGUUCAUGCAGAUGAAGGAGGAACUACUCAAACACGUGGUGGUGUAUACUGGUUUAUCUUGCCAGCUGGAUAUCUUGGUUCAUCCUUUUGGGGGAUGGUUUUGAUACUUGCAUCCACAAAUCUUCUUACAGCAAGAAUUGCAGCAGGAUGUUUUGUUGUUGCUCUGCUUGUUGUGUUGUUGGUAGCAAAAAAUUGGACUCUUCGAGGACUUUGUAUUGGGUUUGUUCUUUUCCUUGGGGUGAUUUGGGUCCUGCAAGAAACAACAAAAAUCCGUAUCCUUCGGUAUAUUAUUCUAUUCAUUGGUGUAAUGAACAGCUUGUUUUCUGUUUAUGAUAUUUAUGAUGAUCUGAUAUCUCGUAGAGUUCAUUCUAGUGAUGCUGAGAAAUUUGCAGAAGUCUGCCCUUGUCCAUGUAAUGGCAUGGGGUGGGGCAUGAUUUGGGGGUUUAUAUCUUUAUUGCUUCUCUGUGGAGCAAUGUACCUUGGUCUUGUGAUAUUGUCUUGAGGUACAUUGCUAAGUAGCAUGACAGAGAAUUCAGGUUCAAAUUGUUUCAUCACUUGGAGGCCUAGACAUCAACUUAUUAGAUAGCAACUCCAUGUUCUUAUCAAUGCCAUCUCAUUUUGUACAGGAGAUGCUUUGAUAAAGUGUCCACUUUAAAAUUUUGAACCUUUAGCGGCUGAAAUUGGUUCAGUUUUAAGCUUUGGCUAUAAUUCAUUGCUUUUACAUUGUUCUAUUUGUU